CGCCCAACCAGGAACUAACACUAGCUCCGCGUCUGAAUAUAGAGUCCACGUGUCAUGUACAGGAGUCGUUCUGUGGGGGAACCCAAUGCUUAAUACAACUAAUUUAAGGGGAUACAACGAACAUUUCAAACAGGUGGUACAUGUUAUCGAGACUAUCAGUAACACAGAACGUGCAUAUGCCUUUACCCCUGUCUCCGACCAAAGAGUGUGUCGCAGGAGAUCCUGUCCACGUGGAAAAGGACUGACUGAACAUAUGGACACUUAAACACAGUUAUGUACAAGGUACAAGGAAUUCACUGAAGCAUAGCCGCUAAGCGAUUUGUGUCACUUACACGGAAGUACAAACGCCCUUCACCCCACGGCGAACACAAACAGCUUGAUUGCAGGUACCCAGGUGAGCUGCGAAUAUGACUGAAACGAACGGUAAGAAGGCCAGUUUUAAAGAGGAUGAACUAAUUGAGAAGUUUCUUCAACUCAGGAAGGAGGGUUUGAGCAAGGGUCUAUGCGACGGUGAAAUAAGUCGAGCGUUUAAACAAACCAAAUCGUGGACAUGGAAAGGGCUAAUGUCCAACCCGGCCUUCCAGACUCAAAUGUUGAUAGUGUUAGUGGCGGUCGUUAUCGCCGCGAAAUUCGGCUUUAGAGAUCUCCUGGAGGAAUAUAUUUACGACUCCAAAUGUCUCAUAACGAACACCCCCUUACUUUCGGAGAUGAUGCGACCUUUAGCAGACUGCGAGAUAUGUCGAGGUUUGACGUCCGUCCCUAUCGAGAGAGGUAUAUCAACGGAGAGGUUCAUGGAGAAAUAUGCCUACUCAAAAGUGCCCGUUCUCAUCAAAGAAGGAACAACUAACUGGACUGCAAUGGAGACGUUCAGUUACCAGUUCUUUAAGCAGCUGUACACGGGGACAAAGGGAGCGCUGGUGUCCGUGGAAGAGGAGUGUCAGUUUAUCCCCUACAAGACAGAGUUCUCAACCCUGGAAGAAGCGUUGAAUAUGACAGACGAGCGUGCUGCUCUACAGCCCGGGGAAGAUCCUUGGUACGUCGGAUGGAGUAACUGUAACCGGGAAGUCGCGGCCAAGCUGCGGAGUCACUACCAGCGCCCUUACUUCCUCCCCAAAGACUCCGAGUCCAGCAACAUAGACUGGAUCUUCAUGGGGGGCCCGGGCGUUGGGGCUUUCGUUCAUCUGGACAGUGUGAUGAGGCCGUCAUGGCAGGCCCAGAUCUCCGGGGCCAAGACGUGGACCCUGGUCCCCAGUCCUGAGUGCGAUUCUAUCUGUCCCUCCAUGAACGUCACGGUCAAGAAGGGGGACAUAAUUGUGCUCGACACAAACGAGUGGUACCACUCCACCUUCAUCCACCCUGGCGACGUCAGCAUCACCAUCGGCUCCGAGUACGACUAGCGCUGUCUGUUACAGUGAAGACUGGGGCAGGCGGUGUGUCCUGUAGGGGCGGGGUUGGUGGUGGGGUGAGGUGGAAAAGGCUCACGUCCUAUGUGGGAUAGAGUUGGGGAAGGGGGUGGAGGGGGUUAGAUAGUGCUAAAGGGGACGUGCAACAUUUUGCAUAGGGGUAGAGGAAGGGUUUGGGUUAUGGCGGCCCUCGUUGUCUGUAGGGGUGGGGGCGUCAGUGGGGUUUCUGGUCUCAACAAUGUGUCAGUAGAGGAUGGAGUAGGACUUACUGGGACGGGGGUUGUCAGGGUGGGGAAUGAAGGGGUUAUUUUGCUGGGGCUUCGGUAUAUAUACUGAAGGUUGGGAAGGGCGUGGGGUGAUGGCGUUCAUUGUAUUUGCUGUCAGCGUUGCAGGUACCCAACUGUAUUUUAAACUAUUCCUGAAAUAGAUAGAAAAGUAUGACUAGAAUCAGUUGUGAUCUGUUCUAUGGGAAACCAAAAACCUACAUCUUUAGCACAAAAGUAAGAUGAUCAUUGAACAAGGAGUAGCAAAUAAAAGUAACAUAAAUUUGCAUGUAUUAUAUUCUAAAAAGUACGCAAAAAAUAAAGUAGACACAGUUUAGGGAUAACAACUUCUUUAAUUACUGUAAAGCGGCUACAGAUACUUAUAGUUGUCAAGCAGUACUGGUUCACACAGUCUUGCUUGACAACGGUAUGAGGAUCUAUACCGAAACGUCACCUUUACAGUAAUUAAAGAAGUUGUUAUCCAUAAAUUGUGUCUACUUUGUCAUCCGUCAACUUCUAAGUAAUGCUCAUCAAACAAUACACAAAUGUUCAAGAGAAUUAGAUGCCAUUGUCAGCGACCUUGAAGAUCUACCACAAAAACAUGUAUGUCAUCGAUUACUUGAUUUUUUUUAUUUUCUCAAAUACUUUUUCUCUGUACAUACUUUUAAUUUCAUAUUGGUUAAGGAACGCUUUGGUCAGUUUUCUUUUUUUCAUAUGUGUCCAAAUCGUUAGAAAACCAUAUUGCUUGAAGCGCCGUAUAAUCUAACUCACAUCGUUGUUUCGUUAUCUUGUCUCAUUCAUCCCAAAAUGUAACGCAUGUUCAAGCAUGUUCUAAUGAGCACAGGGUUGGAAUAUUUUACAUAUGCACGGAUCUGAUCAAUGUUGUUUAGUUAUCUGAUUGUGGUACUCAGACUGCCAGCAUUCUGUGGUUUUGUUCUCCUGUGAUUGUUACCAGUUGGAUGUAUUUGUUGACAAAAGUAACGAGUUUCAUGUGUAUGCGAAUUGAGGCCUGUGUUACCAAUGUACUGUACGUUUUUAGGAUCUUUGCAAGGUGAUUUAAUGUUAGCUAAUUUAAUCAUUGGAUAGUUACUCAUACGCCGUUUGAUCAAAGCCUCACUUUCGAUGUGUUCAAGUAUUAUUUAUCAUAGUCAUGGAAGAUUAGGUCAUAUUUUUCUUUUUUCUUUUUGUUAUUUCUGAUAAUAUCGGUAUAUUUCCAUGUUGUAUAUCAAACACGCCCAGUCACCCACUCAGUGGCAAUGUGUCUCUGUCUCAUCGAUUCUGCAUACAGGUUAUUAUGUACACGCCAGGUCAUUCGAUUCUCCUGAAUCCUAAGAAGUUAUCUCUGCCAGCGCAGGGAAGAAUCCAUAUUGGAAAUAAUUCUUUUCAGGUGACUGUCACAUGACCGUUGCCGACCUGUUGUAUAUGCUGAACGUUUUUCUAUCUGCAGUUAUUUUCAAAUCGAAUUGAUUCUGUUAAGCAUAUAUUGAAACGUCCUUCUGCAGUGCAAAGAUAAUUUUAAAACUUACGUGAUACCACUACACCAGAGCUGUCCGAAGUUAUUUGGAGGCAGCGGAAUAAGCCGAGUGGAUCCGAGUGCGUAAUGACAGAUUAUGUGAUGAUCUAUAAUUCAGACAUCGCAAAGGUUAAACACUUCUUAUCUCGUUUAAAUGAAUAAACUGUUAAAUCUG
Molecule: messenger RNA, 3354 nt
Organism: Haliotis rufescens (red abalone)
Lineage: Eukaryota; Metazoa; Mollusca; Gastropoda; Lepetellida; Haliotidae
Exons: 6
Coding region: 408-1397 (329 amino acids)
Source: RefSeq, a predicted model, not a curated record